AGCCGCGGCGGCAGAGAGGCGGGAGCCGAGAGCCGCCCCGCGCGGAGAGUUGGGCAGGGGAGCGCCCGCGCCUCCGCGGCGUCAUGGGCUCCCUUCCCGGGCCACAGCGGGCACCAGCCGCAGGAACCCCCGGGCCUCCUCGCGGCCGAGCCUGAGCGACCCUCGGGUUCUCCGGCGCCCUCUCCCUCCGCCCUGUUUUUUUCCCUGCUCUCGCCGCCGCUGCCGCCUCAGCUCACCGUUAUGGCAACGGAGCCGCCAUCCCCUCUCCGGCUUGAGGCGCCCGGCCCCCCAGAAAUGCGGACCCCACUGGAGAGCGAGACCGCCCCCGAGGGCACCCCGAAGCCGGCGGGCGGCAGGCUCCGCUUCCUCAACGGCUGCGUGCCCCUCUCGCAUCAGGUGGCCGGCCACAUGUACGGGAAGGACAAAGUGGGUAUAUUGCAACAUCCAGAUGGCACAGUUUUGAAACAAUUGCAGCCGCCUCCAAGGGGUCCAAGAGAGCUGGAAUUUUAUAAUAUGGUUUUUGCUGCUGAUUGUACUGAUGAUGUUCUUUUAGAGCUACGAAAAUAUUUGCCAAAAUAUUAUGGCAUCUGGUCACCUCCUACUGCACCAAAUGAUUUAUACCUAAAACUGGAAGAUGUGACCCAUAAAUUUAAUAAGCCCUGUAUAAUGGAUGUAAAGAUAGGGCGGAAAAGCUAUGAUCCUUUUGCUUCAUCUGAGAAGAUUCAGCAACAGGUCAGCAAGUACCCAUUAAUGGAAGAGAUUGGGUUCUUGGUGCUUGGCAUGAGGGUUUAUCAUGUUCAUUCUGAUAGCUAUGAGACAAAAAACCAGCACUAUGGAAGAAGCUUAACAAAAGAAACUCUAAAGGAUGGAGUCUCCCGUUUUUUUCAUAAUGGAUUCUGCUUAAGAAGAGAUGCUAUUGCUGCCAGUAUUCAGAAGAUUGAGAAAAUUCUCCAGUGGUUUGAAAGCCAGAAGCAGCUUAACUUUUAUGCAAGUUCAUUACUAUUUGUUUAUGAAGGUUCAUCUCAGCCAACUACUACAAAAUUGAAUGACAGGACUUUGGCAGAAAAGUUUUUGUCCAAAGGACAGCUCUCAGACACAGAUGUACUGGAGUACAAUAAUAACUUUCAUGUGUUAAAUUCUACAGCAAAUGGAAAAAUAGAAGCUUCAGUGGGUAAAAGCUUGUCCAAAAUGUACGCUUGUCACAGAAAAAUGUAUUCAAAAAAGCAUCACAGUCAGACUUCAUUGAAGGUUGAAAAUAUAGAGCAAGACAAUGGGUGGAAAAGCAUGUCACAGGAGCGUUUAAAUGGAAAUGUACUUUCCCAACUGGAAAAAGUUUUCUACCAUCUUCCCACUGGUUGUCACGAGACUGCAGUAGAAGUGCGAAUGAUAGACUUUGCUCAUGUGUUCCCUAGCAACACAGUAGAUGAGGGGUAUGUUUAUGGGCUGAAGCAUUUAAUUACUGUACUGCAGAGCAUAUUAGACAAUUGAAUCUUUUGCUGCAGUCUUUUAAAGGGGUGGGGCAAUCAUAAUGAAGAGCAGCAGUUAAUAACUCUGCACUUGUAAUGCUGUGUAAAAAAUUUGUAUUGUGAGUCUACAUUUUGUCUUUAUACUUUUGGUAGAAGAGUUAACUUUUUUAUAAUCUUACUCAGGAAAACUAAUUAUUUGUUCAUUAGAAAACUAUAAAGAGUAAAGAAACUUAGGAAUGUUAUGCAGGGAAUGUGGUGGUACGUGGCUUAAAUGUCUGUUGGCUCAAGCAAAAUGCAAACCAUUAUUCAAUCAUAAUGAGUUUAGUUUGUUUUCUGUAGCCAUUUAUCAUGAAACCUCUGUCCACCCGGCCACAGUGAGCCAUAUCUAUAACUCAUUACAUUAUUAGAACACUUUAAAAAAUGUAGAAAGCAUAGGCUGAUAUCCUUAGUAUUGCUAUGUAUGAAGUUAUUAAAACUGGAGAAAAUUCUACAGAAAAAAAUUACUCUUUAGGUUUUGUAUUAAAAGUUCAAACCAGCAUAUCAAAAGGUGCUUCUUAGUAAAAUGAUUUAGAAUUACUGCAUUCCAAAAGCAGAUUUUUUCCUUUCAUUUUCACUUAUAUACAUACUUCAUGAAAAAGAUCAUUGAAAUGGAUAAAAACAACAACAACAAAAGUCUUGAAAUUAAGGGCACUUACUAGUCUUGCCAAGGUUAGGGAAAAGUGAAGCUAUUUGCAAGGAACAAAAUAUUUUUCUUUGAAAAUGUUUAAUUUAUGGGAAAAUUGGAAUAUGUAUUUACUGCAUUGUGACAAGUAUUUAUAAACCAUAAAAUAUCUUGCCUUUUACUCUGUAGCUUCAAAAAGAUGGAUGACUGAAGCUCUUUUUAUUUCCCCUUUAAAUAACUCAUUUUGAAGUUUUUCUUUUAUAAUUCAUGUAUUUAUAUGUCCCCAUUUAGUUAAGCACUGGUAUGACUGUAUGCUACUAAAAAGUGUUUCUCAGAAUUCUAAUAAGCAGUGAAGGGCAACAUUCAGUUGUCAAAAAUACCAAGUGUAAAUUAGCAUGUCAUACAGAGCUUGGUGCAUAUCUAAAUUCAUGCUUCUGUUUCAUUCUUACUCAAAACAGUUUUAUAUCAUAUUCAAGAAAGAUUAUAAUUUAAUUUCAUGAAGGGGGCAGUGCUAAUUUUCUUGAAAAAAGUAGAUCUGUAAGUAUUAUCUCUAUUUCACAUUCACCACCUUUAAAAAAAAUAGCUAUUAUCAGAAACAUUUAAAAUUUUGAACUUAAAUUUGCAAAAAUGUUUGUUUUCAUUGAACUUUGAUUCACUAACAAAAUGUCUUAAGUAGUUAACAGUCUUGUCAUAUUCUUGGAGGUUGUUUUAGAGUUGUGAACUGUUAGACUCUUCCCUUUCUUUCCCCCUCAGAAUUAAAAUACCCUUUUUUAGUGUGAAGGAAAGUAUCACAGUUUUAUCUCACCUUCCCAACCCUCUCUCUGAAUGUAGUUUUGCAAUCAUCUGAGCACAAAGAGAAGUAUGAAAUUAAUUCUAUGCUUAGUAAAUUUAUUAAGCUUGUACACCUUUAAAAUUCACAUGCAUUUACUAUAGCAAAAUUUGAUUAUCUUGCAUCUUUUAUUUAGGGUCAGUGUAGGUAUUUUCCAUAAGGACUUCAUAUUUUUGCCUAUUGCCUAAAUGGGUAUUGCUGUAGCUUUUUUUGUGGGGAUGAAAUUAAAGUCAUAGUGAAUAGAAAUUUUUCAGUUUUGCUUUUUUCAUCCUACAAUGUGGACUUUUGUUGUUGUUGUUACUUGGAUAGUGAUUCAGUAAAUCUUAAGCUCAGAUAAUUAAACACUAUUUUGAAUCUUAACAAGAUACUUUUUAGUAUGGGAUAGUAUCAACCUAUUACAAUGAGUUAAUAAAUUUAAGUAUUAUCAUAUUUUUUGUGCAUUUUAGCUCAAUAAAAUGUGAAUCUAUUGUUCUAGAUUUUCUUUAUCCAUAUUUAGAAAUAAUAGAUUUGUAAAAUCAGCGUCUUACCUUUUUGAUAGAUAAUGUUUUGUUUUCAUAAAAUGAGAAAUACUUUUAUCUUUUGUUCUUCAGGGAAGGGAUUCACAUUUUAUUCUGUUUACAUUUUUUUUUUAAUCACUGUUAUUCACUGCCCAUUUGGUGUUACUUUAUAAGUAAGCUUUCAUGUAAGAGAACAAGUAUUGGUUUGUGUUUAUCUACAUGUGACUCUUUUAUUGUCUAGUCCAGUCAUUUAACAUUAUGCUGAAAUUUACCACUGUGGGGAUGAAUGAUCACUAGUCACCAACCAUAUUUAAACAUUUAAAUGUUUAAGAAAUAAUAAGGAUAUAGUUUGGGUUAAUAGGAUUACCAUAGUUUUUUCUCCCUAGGAAUCAUAAAUAAUGAUUUUUGUGUAUUUCUUACGAAAUGCACUCAUGAAAAAGACUUUAAUUAUGGAUAGUGAAUAAUACAUUUCUCUAAUAAAAAUUUAAAUUGUAUAAUAGUUUUAUAAUAAAGUAUUUACAGUAAUCAGUAUUUUAAUAUGGAUGAAAGUUGCAUAGAUUCAGAUAAAUUUAAAAUUGAUGAUAAAUGCUAAAUAUUUUAUCUAAAUAGUUUUUCAAGAAACAGUUGUGAAAAUGUGUGUAUUAAAUGACUAAACUGGAGCAUGUGGUAUUUUCAACUCCGUAUUCAUUAUUUGUUUAAUGUGUCUGGAAAUUGUACUUACUGUGCCUCUUUACACUACAGUUUGCUGUUAUGGGGCUUUAGAUUGUGUUCAACUGAAUAAGAUCUUUUUUUGUGAUUUUAAUUGAGUAUAAUUUACUGUUUUAUGAUUUCCAAGAUGAUCUUCAUAUCUCUGUACCAUAUAUAUAUAUAUGUAUAUAUAUCAAAUUUAUAAUUUAACUUAAGAUAAAAUUAAUUUUCAGAGAUAUUUCAGUUGCAGUUUUCUUAUUUCAUGCAACUGAAAACUCUUUUGUUUCUAGGAUUUGGAAUAUUAAAGAACUUGUAGGAUGAAAAAAAAUGGUAGAACAAUGAAAAUUUUAUUUGUGAAAUUACAGAAAUUUUGUCCACUAUUUUAAAACAUUGUCAUCAUUUUAGUACCAUUUGCUCUUAGUAGUUUGGCAUUUAAUACUGUAAAACUUGAUUUGCUUUAAAAAUUGUUUACAGUGCUUUGUAAUAAUCUUCCUUAUCCAGUGCCUUUAACCUUGAUUUGAUAUAUUUGUAGCUUUGGUUAUCCUUCCUUACAUCAUGUCUUCAUAGCCUAGACUUAAAUUUAAAAAAAAAGUCAAUUUGGUCAAGUGAAGAAGUAGCAAUUAUCUGCCAAUGCUUUGGGAAAAUAAGUAAUGUUGUCUAUGGAGGCCAGGCAUCUUAGUUCAUUCAGAAAUAUAAAUGGGACAAACUUUUAACCCCUGAAUAUAUAGUUGUGAUCCAGUCAGACAAAGCCCUAAUAUUUCCAGCAUUCUCUCUAGAUUGACUGGGUUCAGGGCUAAAUAAAAAUAGAGAUACGGAGAAAUGCUUAUUUAAAGGUAAUAGUUAACUAACAUUCAACUUCAUGGAAAGAUAAGUAAUUGAGUUGAGAUGAAGCAACUAACAAUAUGUUAAAGGUUAAAAAUAAUAGUUUGCAGCAUUGUAACCUCUAUUUGACAUUUGAGUUCAGCUGUAAUUACUGAUAGCAUUAAAAGGCCUUAAUUUUUCUUGCUGGUAAAGGUACGUGUACUUAGGCUGAUCAUUUAGAGUAGUGUUUUAACAUAGUAUUACUGUGAAAAACAUUCCAUUACAAAUUCACAAGCAAAUUACUGCACAUUUUAAAAAUUGUACUUUUCAAUUUACUGCAAGUAUUUUAGGUCUCUGUUUUCAAAUCAUAGGUAUUUUAAUUUGGCAAUGAAUAUGAAAUUACUUUUUGACUUAAAUGAUCAUGUUACUAAAAUGCUUGUUAAUAUUUUAAGAAGGUUGGAAUCUCCAUGUUUUUGGAUUUAAUAUUUAAAUUCUUAUUACUUAUUUUGAUAGUAUUUAGUAAGAGAAAAUAGUACCCAUGCAAUUAAACAAAUUAGAAUAUACUGUAAAGAAUUUUUUUUUUAAUUGUUGAAAUUGGUCAUCACUGGGGUUAAAUUUUGGCCUGGUAUUCACUUACAAUAUACAUUAACACAUUUAAUUAUGAAGUAAAAUAGUCUUAAGUAUGAUGUAUGAUGCACCUAUAUAUAAAUGAAAAUGGUGUGCACAAAGACACUUUACUGUGGGAACUGAACUGGAAGAUUUAUGAAAGCAUGUGAAAUUGCACCUAAAAUUGUGUUGUUAGUGACUAUGCUAAAUUUAUUGUACUUGAUGAAUGAAUGUAUUUAGUCUAGUCAAAGUUACUUUGGUUUAAAUGUCUAAACAAUGUCUUUUUUUUAAAAAUGUGUAAUUUGUACUAUUGAUGAGGGGGGUAUUCUUGGACUGCAGGGGUUGUUGUCAGUGUGUGAUUUGUGUUUUUAUAGAGUCAUCUAAUGUGAUAUAUACCAAUUUUUAUAUAAGUGAUAUUUAGGUAAUUCUAAUAACUGUAUAUUUGACCACCUAUUAAAAUGUUUUGCAUUGGA
Molecule: messenger RNA, 6020 nt
Organism: Dama dama (fallow deer)
Lineage: Eukaryota; Metazoa; Chordata; Mammalia; Artiodactyla; Cervidae
Gene: IPMK
Product: inositol polyphosphate multikinase
Exons: 6
Coding region: 241-1488 (415 amino acids)
Biological process (GO): inositol phosphate biosynthetic process
Cellular component (GO): nucleus; cytoplasm
Molecular function (GO): inositol-1,4,5-trisphosphate 3-kinase activity; inositol tetrakisphosphate kinase activity
Source: RefSeq, a predicted model, not a curated record